AUGAGAAAGGGAUCAUCGUCUAAGCCAAACACCACCCAUGUUGAUUUAGUAUCUGAUAAUGAAGAGAAGAAUGGAGUCUCUGAUGAAGAGAAAUCUGAGAAAAGUGAGGAAGAAGUCUCAGGAAAAGGUAAAGGAGUUGCAGAAGAAGAAGCAAGCUCUGAGAAGACUAAAGAAACUCUCCUUCAGAUGGCUAAAGCUGCAAAGAUAGUUUAUCAAAGAAGGAAGCAGAUUGCAAAGGAAACACUGCCUUUGUCUGAAGAGAAAACCUCAUCUGAAGAUGAACAAGAAGCAGAAACAGAGGAAGAGGAAUUCGUUCCUAGAAAAAGAGGGAAAGGCAAAGACGUUGCCAUUCUUGCCUCUACUCUAAAGGUUCAAAGUGCGGAAAAGAUGGCCAACAGACCCAUCACCAGAGCUAAGGCUCAGAAAGGACAUUGA
Medicago truncatula (barrel medic) is the source of this 435-nucleotide messenger RNA. RefSeq lists its product as uncharacterized. The coding region runs from base 1 to 435 and encodes 144 amino acids. NCBI's taxonomy places the organism in Eukaryota, Viridiplantae, Streptophyta, Magnoliopsida, Fabales, Fabaceae. The record is from RefSeq and is a predicted model, not a curated record. The transcript has a single exon.